Lates calcarifer (barramundi perch) is the source of this 2416-nucleotide messenger RNA. Its product is annotated as midasin. The coding region runs from base 208 to 1440 and encodes 410 amino acids. Gene Ontology annotation, cellular component: preribosome, large subunit precursor. NCBI's taxonomy places the organism in Eukaryota, Metazoa, Chordata, Actinopteri, Centropomidae. The transcript is spliced from 11 exons. Gene Ontology annotation, biological process: rRNA processing; ribosomal large subunit assembly. The record is from RefSeq and is a predicted model, not a curated record.
UCACGUCAACAAGCGCCUGCGUACGGUGGAGAGCAGCGAGGACACAGCUGCAGACAGCAGGCAGAGUGACGCCCAGCAAGAGUCAGACCUGUACCAGCACAUCAAACAGGGAGAGACAGCCUACGACACUCAGACAUAUGAUGUGGCCACUGCAGACCAGCAAAAAAACCGCAGGGCCUCAGCAGGACCAGGAAGAAGAUCAGAACGAUGGGGGAUGUCGCCAUGGAAACAGAGGACCAGGAAGAAGACCUCCAAGCCGCUGAGGUGCAGGAACUGAAGCCUGAGCAGCUGGACUCUACGAAGGCCUCCCAGAAAGGUGUGGACAGUGGAGAGAUGGAGGUGCAGAGGCAGGGAGAGGAGGAGGAGCAGGAGAGAUGGAAGGACCGUCACCGACACGGAGAGGAAGAGCAAGCAGAGAGAAGCAGAGAAUCCACAAUUCACACUGUUCCUGAGCUGCUGCUGGACACCAUGCAGAAAGAAGAGAGAGAUCCAGAAGAGAUAAGGAGGGAGAUGGAGCUGCAGCUGGAGGCCUGGCACAAACUGGCUCCAGGGACUCAGGAGGAGGAGAGUGCAGCGGCCUCCAUGUGGCAUCAGUACCAGACUCUGACCUCCGCUCUCUCUCAGCAGCUGUGUGAGCAGCUCCGCCUCAUCCUGGAGCCCACACAGGCUACCAAACUCAAAGGUGAUUACCGCACAGGGAAGCGUCUCAACAUGAGGAAGGUGAUCCCCUACAUCGCCAGUCAGUUCCGGAAAGACAAGAUCUGGCUGAGGAGGACCAAGCCCAGCAAGAGAGAGUACCACAUCUGUCUGGCUGUGGAUGAUUCCUCCAGCAUGGUGGACAACCACUCCAAACAGCUGGCGUUUGAAUCACUGUCAGUGAUCAUCAAUGCUCUCACUCUGCUGGAGGUGGGACAGGUGUCUGUGUGCAGCUUUGGUGAGCAGGUGCAGCUGCUCCACCCCUUCCAGCAGCAGUUCAAUGACGAGUCAGGGGCUCGGAUACUCAGACUCUGUCAGUUCCAGCAGAAGAAGACCAGAAUAGCACAGUUUUUGGAGACCUCAACCAAAAUGUUUCUAGCAGCUCGACAGCAGAUUCCAGGAUCUAUAAACUCAGACACGGCCCAGCUGCUGGUCAUUGUGUCUGACGGCAGGGGGCUCUUCCUGGAGGGGAAGGAGCGGGUGACGGCAGCUGUGCGGGCAGCACGCAGCGCAAACGUGUUUGUCAUCUUUGUGGUACUCGACAAUCCCAACUCGCGGGACUCCAUCCUUGACAUCAAGGUGCCCAUAUUCAAAGGGCCGGGAGAACUCCCAGAGAUCCGCUCCUACAUGGAAGAGUUCCCCUUCCCCUUCUACGUCAUCCUGCGAGAUGUCAACACCCUGCCAGAGACCCUGAGCGACGCACUCAGGCAGUGGUUUGAACUUGUCACGGCAGCCGACCAGUAGACCAAUGAGAAGCCAUCUUUCACAGGGAAGAAGAAGUGGGCAGCAACCAACUGCACAACACCACUCUGCUGCUAGCUUCUCAGUCAGAACUGAAGAAGAAAAAAAAAAAAAAAAGCCGGAUUUGCCGCUGUACAUGUGCCUUUAUUUUCUUAUUUUUACUGUAGAUUUUAGUAGAGUUUAAUAGCAACCUUUGCUGUUUUAUCUUUGUUAUCAGGGGAUCUCUCUGUUUCUUUUGUAAUGUAACGAGGAUUGCUUUUGCUUGCACGUCUCAGAUGAAAUGAUAAAAAGAAAAAUGUGAUUUCAUUGCGUGUGAACCACCUCAGUGAAGAGUCGGUAAAUACCUCUGUCCACCUUGUACAAUACUCCCUAACUCUGUUUGUUUGUUUGUUUGUGUGGAUGUUCUAGUCAGUGCUACGAAGAUCAUCAAAUCAUUCACCUUCAAUGUGAACACAUCAACAGAUGUACAGAGCUGUGUUUUGUGUAAAAGAACGUCAUGACCUAAUAGUAGCAUGUUGGUGUGGUCAUGACUGACAUUCGGAGGAACUCAAAAAUGUGCCUUGGAGAGGAAAACAGUAUUGCAUUUCACUUCACGCCGGAAUCAGCUGUUGGGGUGAUGGAUCAGAGGCUUUGUCAAGAUUUUUAGAAAUUCAGAUCUCAUGUACUUUGAAGCACAGGGACUGCAGGUCCCAGUUUUGAAUAAAUGCCCCAGUAUUACCAGUUUUUGUGGUUAAAAGACAACAUAUCUACUGUGCUGAUCUUCCAUCCAUACUGUGUGACUUCUGCUGCUUCACUGUGUCUGUGAGGAGUAGGUGUUGAUGAAAUGUCUUUUAUCACCUGUGUUUUGUAACGUGGACAUACAUUUAAAAAAAAAAACACACACACAGAUAUUGGUCAUAUUUAAGAGAUUGUUUCUUCAUUGCAUCCAUCUGUUAAACCAUGACAUGAAUGAUCCUGACAAUAAACCGUUUACAAGGCU